Molecule: messenger RNA, 450 nt
Organism: Aureobasidium uvarum
Lineage: Eukaryota; Fungi; Ascomycota; Dothideomycetes; Dothideales; Saccotheciaceae
Source: the annotation of a GenBank genome assembly
AUGACCUGGCUUGGCAGGUUUUCUGCUCGCGUUGCUUCGACGAUGAAGACGCAUUCUUCCUCUUUGAAUGAAUCACCUCGUGUCGCCACCCUCCAGGCUGUCAAACAGACUCUCCUUGAGCAACAAGCGAAUCGCAAGCGAGACUCCCUCAUACAGGAGCUCGCACAAGUCCAUCGUACUCAGCAGAACCCUACAAGUACGAGCUCGAAGAUAGGCUUCGGUGCCGCUAUGAUGGUGGGAGCUACAAUUCUUCUUACGCCGAUGAAGGAAGCGACUCCAGCCAGAGUUAUCAUGACUGGAGUUGAGCACCACCUUCAACGCCGAAGAGGCCAGACAGGCUUCCUUGUAUCCAUGGUCUGGAUGAAGGAGAAGUACAGAUGGAUUGUGACACAUCUGCUGGCGAUGAUCGUGGCCAUAGCCACGUACUGGAAAGUUACAAUGUCUUCCUGA